Messenger RNA from Clonostachys solani, 1311 nucleotides. The record is from the annotation of a GenBank genome assembly. Lineage: Eukaryota; Fungi; Ascomycota; Sordariomycetes; Hypocreales; Bionectriaceae.
AUGUAUGGGCACCAGGCCUCCGCGACCAACAUCUUGAAAGAUAUCUCCAAGCCGCAAUACGUCGCGACACACAUAGACCUGCGGAAGGAGUUGAGCGAGGGCCCCCCAGCUAUACCUCGCGAAGAGAUAUCAACUCAACGCGGCGGAACACCUAGUCCUCAGAAGAGAAGCGGAAUAUGGGUUUACAUGAUCCAGCUGUCCACCUUGUGGGGAGAGGUCCGGACGUACGUGAAGCAAUGGGCUCAGCAGACCAACAGCGUGCCACCACCAUGGUCCAUUGAAUCCGGGUACGCUGUCAUCGGCGCCCAUCUUAUGGAUUUGGAGACUAUAUUGCCGGCCUGCCAUCGGUUCGACCUCGCACGCUUCCCCGAUCAGGAGAAUCAGCACCUCCGGAAUAACCGGGGAUACUGGAGUCCCUGGUUGUAUCUGCAAUUCACAUAUCACACCAUACACAACAUGCUGAACCAUCCAUUUUUAUAUUCGGCACGGCCACAUCAGUCGGCCCAACUAGGCGUCCCCAACACGUUCUGGAAAACGUCCUCAGAACUUGCUUUUAUUCACAGCACUUGGGUUGCACGGCUCGUAGAUAUGGUCGCGAGCAAGGCGUACGGUGUCUCGGAUCCUUUCAUCGGCCACUGCGUGGCAAUCGCAGCGACCAUUCACAUUUACUUUUGCCGAGCUGCUGAUAAGACUACCAGAGAGGCGGCGCUGGACAGACUCGCGACGUGCGUCGCAUUUUUAGGCGACCUGGCAUUGCUUUGGCCUUCAUGUCGAUGGUUGCAAGAAAGGCUCCAAGCAUUGGUUCGGUCGGCAAUCGGAAUGAACAAUCCAAAUGAAAAGGGAGAGGAAGAGGGUCCAUCCCCAAGGACCAUUUCAAUCAACACACGUUUGAUGUGGGACAUUCUUCUUUACAACUUUGCCGCUUACAAGGGCAAGACGACCUUACCUCAACAGGGUGGUCUUUUCGAUGAGAGUUCCUUUUUUCGAGAAGACAGUAUGGACGAAGCGGAAGACAUUAUCGAAAUAGAGAAUUUACACGACCCCACUAUCGAAGUGAAUCUUUCCAACGGACAGGCGUUGCCGCCACAGUCGGGCCAGCGAAGAGGUAGAGCAGGACAAGACGACCAGGGCCCUGAACCUAUGCAGUCAUCAGCUCCCACUUCGCCCAGGCCGGAGCUUGAUGCGCAUGUUACCGAGACUGCGCCCACUGCGCCUUGGCCGAUGUCCUUGGAUAUGGCGUACGAUCCGUUUUUUCAGUUUCAGCACCCUGGCAGCCCCUUUUUUGGGACAUGGGAAGUAGGAAACCUGUAA